This is a messenger RNA of Alligator mississippiensis (American alligator), 5624 nucleotides long. It is a transcript of the gene ADAM11, whose product is annotated as ADAM metallopeptidase domain 11. Gene Ontology annotation, biological process: proteolysis. The record is from RefSeq and is a predicted model, not a curated record. The transcript is spliced from 26 exons. Gene Ontology annotation, molecular function: metalloendopeptidase activity. Lineage: Eukaryota; Metazoa; Chordata; Crocodylia; Alligatoridae. Bases 138 to 2432 code for a protein of 764 amino acids.
UGCGGCCGGCGGCGCGGGGCAUGGAGCGGCCGCAGCCCGCGGGCCCCGCCGCCGCCUAGCGCCCGCCCGGGCCAGCGGCGCCUCCCUGCCAGCGGCGGCGGCGGCAGUGGGGCUGGGGCCGGGGUUAUGAGGGGACCAUGCACCUGCUGCAGAGCUGGGGGCUGGCGGCGCUGCUCUCCCUCCUGCCUCCGUCAGGUCUCGCUCAGGCAGCUGUGCAGCCCGGUGCUUGGCGGCGGAGGUCUCCCAACACCCGAUGGGACCCCAGGCCGGUUGCUUCAGAAAUCACCCACCCCAGCAGGUUAGUGAGGCAGAUCUCAGGAGGAGAAGUCCAGAAGCAUCAGCUGGAUACCAGGGUCAGGAAUGAGCCUCAAGGCGGAGGCCCUUAUGUACACCUGGCUCAGGUGAGCUUCCUCAUUCAUGCCUUUGGCUCAGCCUUCACCCUGGAUCUGGAGCUCAACCAUCACCUGCUCUCCUCCCAUUAUGUGGAACGGCACUUUGAGGAGGACGGAAAUACAAGUUGCAGCAUGGGCUCGGGGGAGCAUUGUUACUAUCAGGGCGGGCUCCGAGGGCAGGCUCAUUCCUUUGCGGCCCUUUCCAGCUGCCAAGGACUGCAUGGCGUCUUCUCGGAUGGGAGGGACACCUACCUGAUUGAGCCCUAUGGGCAAGCUGAGCACAGACAGCAGGGGCCUCAACCUCACCUGAUCCAACACAUGCCUGCUCCUCACCAUCGUCAGGGCUGCACAGAGCCAGGCUGUCUGGCUGCUGCACUGAAUCACUAUGUCCCAGCCAGUUUACCAAAACUGAGGCGGCGGCGGCAGGUGCGGCGAGCUCAGCACACUGUCCACAGCGAGACCAAGUACAUUGAGCUUGUGGUGGUCAACGACCAUCAGCUGUUUGGGCAGCUGCGCAAGUCUGUGUUCCUCACCAGCAACUUUGCCAAGUCUGUGGUGAACCUGGCUGACAUGAUCUACAGGGACCAGCUGAAUACCCGUAUCAUGCUGGUGGCCAUGGAAACGUGGGCCUUGGAGGACAAGAUCCGAGUGGAGGAAGAUCCGUUGGAGACCCUAGGCGAAUUCAUGAAAUACCGGAAGGAAGCCUUGCCAGAGCACAGUGACGCUGUCCACCUUUUCUCUGGCAGGACAUUCCUGAGCAGCCGCAGUGGGACUGCCUACGUCGGGGGGAUCUGCUCACUCACUCGUGGAGGGGGUAUCAAUGAGUAUGGGAAUGUUGGCGCCAUGGCUGUGACUCUGGCUCAGACCCUUGGGCAGAACAUUGGCAUGAUGUGGAACAAGCACCGGAGCUCAGCAGGCGACUGCAGGUGUCCAGACUCUUGGCUGGGAUGCAUUAUGGAAGACACUGGCUACUACCAGCCUCAGAAGUUCUCACGCUGCAGCAUUGAUGAGUACAAUCAGUUCCUGCAGGAGGGUGGGGGAAGCUGCCUCUUCAACCAGCCCUUAAAGCUUCUGGACCCUCCUGAGUGUGGCAAUGGGUUUGUGGAGGCUGGUGAGGAAUGUGACUGUGGCUCCCUUGUGGAAUGUGCGAAGGGCGGGGGCAGCUGCUGCAAGAAGUGCACCCUGACCCAUGAUGCCAUGUGCAGUGACGGGCUCUGCUGCAGAGGCUGCAAGUACGAGCCACGGGGUGUGCCCUGCCGAGAGGCUGUGAAUGAGUGCGACAUUGCGGAGACCUGCACUGGGGACUCCAGCCAGUGCCCACCCAAUCUUCAUAAGCUGGAUGGCUACUUGUGUGAAAACGAGCAGGGCCGGUGCUAUGGUGGCAGGUGUAAAACCCGGGACAGGCAGUGCAACGCGCUGUGGGGACGCGCUGCAGCCGACAGGUUUUGCUAUGAGAAGCUGAAUGUGGAAGGGACUGAGAGGGGGAACUGUGGGCGCAGUGGCCGGGGUUGGAUGCAGUGCAACAAGCAGGAUGUUCUGUGCGGAUACCUUCUGUGUGCCAACAUCACAGGCACACCCCGCCUGGGCGAGCUCAGUGGGGAUAUCACCACCAUGACCUUCUACCACCAGAACAGAUACAUCGACUGCAGGGGUGGGCACGUCCAGCUGGUGGAUGGCUCUGACAUGAGCUAUGUGGAGGAUGGCACACCCUGCGGCCCCAGCAUGUUGUGUCUUGACCAUAAAUGCCUUCCAGUGUCAGCCUUUGACUUCAGCUCCUGCCCGGGCAGCUGGGAUGGGAAGAUCUGCUUUGAUCGUGGGGUCUGCAGCAAUGAGGGCAAAUGCAUCUGCCACGCUGACUGGACAGGCAAGGACUGCAGUGUCUACGACCCCAUCCCGGAGCCCAAGCCCACAGGCGAAACGGAGAAGUACAAGGGUCCCAGUGGCACCAAUAUCAUUAUCGGCUCCAUCGCUGGGGCUGUGCUGGUGGCUGCCAUUGUCCUAGGGGGGACUGGCUGGGGAUUUAAGUCAGGAGGGGCCUAGCGUAGCUGCCCACCUCUGCGGCAAGCAAGCGGCUCUGCCUGCCCGGCCUCGCCCUCGUGAUAGGGGCAGGAGAGCUCACAAAACAAACCAGGCACCAAAACAGUGAUGCGAUUAAACAAGCCAACAAUCAGCGCAAGUCUUCCACUGUGCCCCGCUGCCGCUGGGCCACCGGAGGAGUGUGCCUGAGGCUGCCCACGCGGCAAGUGAGCAGGGAGUGGGCGCGUGGCCUUGCCCCAUGGGGACCCCUGCCUGGAUAAGCACUGCUCAGCCCCCUCCCACCCACGGCCGGCCACGCACAUGCUCUCCUCGUCUUGGUCUCUAGCUUUCUGUCCUGAAUAAGGGACCAGCUGCCCGUCCCUGCCUGAAUGUAGCUUCCACCCUCAUGGCACUGACUUGCACCCCUCGCUGUGCUCUCACAAAGGAAUGUACCCAUUCGGCCCCUUUGGGAGGGCCCUGCGUGCCCGGCGAGAUGAGGGGGGCCGGUGUGGACCCUAGUGGCAGAUGAAGCAGACCUGGGGGGCGGGAAGAGGAUGGGGUUGGAGUGGCUGUGUGGCCUGACCUACUUGAAGCUUCGCCUGCCUGUGGUCACUUGUCUCUUGUACGGGCCGGAUGUGGUCUGCUGUCUGUCCCGCGUCUGUGCCCAUGCUGGUCCCUGGCAGGGGUGGCAGGCUGCUACUGCAGGGACUGGAGUACUACAAGGGACAUUUUCUAUUCAAAGCAACACAAUGAAUGUAGCCACUGUGGUGGCAAGCGGGGGCGUGGGGAGAUGGGGCUGGGGUCUGGGCAGUGUGGCUCUUCUACUGGCUGUGAUGGCUGCAAACCAGGGGGAGGCAAAGGCAGGCACUGACUCCCCAGUGGGCAGCUCUAUGUCCUACAGCUGUCAGGGGCAGAGGCUCCAUGUUUAGAUUCUGGCAAAUCUCGUUACCUCUCUGUAGUGUGGGCAGUGCACUGAGCCCCCUCUGGGCUCUUGGACAUGGGGGCAGUGCUGCCAGGGGUAAGUGCCCCCAGGUCCUGCCUCUGCCCUGGGAAGAGACUGAUCCAUUCCAGCCUUUUCUCCUGUGCUCUGCUGAGCCCAAAUACCUGCUCCCUCCCAUGCCUGAGUGCUGGGUAGGGAGGGAUGAGGCUGGCAGGAAAGCUAGCCUUGCUCCCCUCUCCUGGCUCAGGCAAGUACAGAUCUUCAUGUGCCUCGUCAGUGCUGACCCCCAGGGCAGGGCUGGGGCCUUGCUGCAGGCCAGGGCAGGGGCUAGCAGAGAAGAGGGCUUGGGGAAGAGGUCAAAGGAACAGCAUGGGAGGCUGGGGGGAAGAGCAGUCAGGGGUUAGUUUCCCCCUCCCUCCCAACCUGGGCAAGGAGCCUGCCUCCCUCUGGGAGACCUUGUAGCCUCCCGGUGUAGUUCCACAGCUGGAGAUCAGGCUGCCCGUGCCUACCUGAGGCCUUCCCUUCUGGGAACUUUGCAUAUGCCUGCCCCUGCUUUGCAACCUGCUGGGGUCUGAGCCAAACCCCCAACCACCAAAGAGAUCAGAUGCUCCUUGCCACUGCAUGGCUCCUCUGGUAGAGGCGGAGCUGGUCCCCUGCUGCUUUGCAAAGUACCAGGCUCUCCCACCCCACAACUGGUCCCUGGGAAGUGACUUUCCUUGGUCUGGGGAGUGGAGUGCAAUGCCCAGCCCCAUGGUGCAGCCUGGGCAGCAGGCAGGAGAUGCCAGGCUGGUCCCAUGGGCAAGGCUGGUUUAACAUGAAUCCCCCUGCCCUUCCUCCCAGCUGUUAGAAACACUUUGAGGGGAUGGGACCCCAAGGAGUGGCCUGGGUCCUCCACACAGACUGCCAGCCUUAACUCUCCUACCCAGGGGCAGCCCCCCACCCCCUUUGCCUAGCAGGCCACCCCCUGGCCUUGCUUUGGCUUUCUUCUCAUGCAAAGACUCAUUGAAAGACCAGCCUCUGCUGCUGGGCCCUGUCACUGGGCAGGGGCGGGUGACAGGGCAGUGCAAGGCAUCAGGCACCACAGCCUGUUCCUGCAGACAGCUGUUGGGCUGGGGGUGGAGUUUGUUGCCCCUUGGCCCUAGAGUAGCUCCAAAUGCUUCCCAGCUGGAUUUGGGGGUGGAGGGGUGUUGCUCAGGACUUGUUGCAAUCCCCCUCUGGAGCAGGGAGCAGAGCAGAGCAUCAACUCUCCCCCUGGAAAUGUGGGAGGGCUGUGCUGUUCUGCAGUCAGCUGGAUGGUGGAAACAUGGCCCUGGUACCACUGAGGUCAGUGAGUGACUUGGGCAUCACACCAAGCUGGUAACGUGUUUUGUUGCUGCUGCUUGUUUCCUGUAGAUUCCUUAGGCCUCUCUGCAUGUCUUUGUAUGGUCCAUACCUUAAGUAUUUUUAUAUAGAGGCAGUCACCAUAGCAAUUAACUUCUCUAAAGCAGGAAUAUCACCAUGACCAGGGACACGGAACAGGCUGGCCCAAUUUUCCACAGUGAGAAGCUUUAAAAGCAGGAACCUGAAUGCAGAUUUAGGCCCUAAAUGAGUGGCUUGGUUAUCAAAGCUGCUGACCGCUGUGCUUCAAACCUCUGAGACUCUCCCAGGUACUUGCAUGUGUCUAUGGGCAGACUUUGGGGCCAGCCUCACAGUCCUGAUUUAAAGAUGAUGGCCACUAAAAACACAAGCAGUCUCAGCAGUGUUGCCACAUUCCCAGCUAGUGCAACGCAAGGCCACCGGCAGCCUUUAUAAGGCUGACCUGUUCUAGGGGGUUUCAUUUCCCAAUCCUUGGCCAGUAAAACAAGGCUGGUCUGACUCAAAUUCCAGCACAACGCUGCCAAGCUGAGGCUGCAAAACCACGGGACGGAUCGCUAAGAAGUCAGGGGAGAAGAAAUCUAAAAGGUCUUGGAAACAUAUGGGGCUGUGAGGGUCAGAGCUGCUGCUGCAAAACCCUGCAGUAGCUGCAGCUUUGGGGGGUCACAGCUCCAGGGGCUGAAAUAGAUGGGGUUGGGGACCACAGUGAACUGACCUAAACCAAAGAAACUGUCUAGUAUGUUUUCACUAUUGCAGCUAACUAAUGGCAAGAAGUCCAACAACUGCAUCAGUGGUGAAAACUGAAGUAGUGCAAUGGGAAGGGUGACCCAGAAUGCCAGGAGAGCAGCAGGAUCCAGGGGCAAAGGGGACUGUCACCCAGGCCAUGCCUGUAGGUCUUGUGUUAAAAAUAUCAACUGCCUAAA